AAAAACAAGUGUGGACGGUUUAGUCAUUUAAAUGGUCAAGAACCGGCCGGACCUGUGUCGAGACGGUCGCGUUUUCCUCAACGGUGUGAUUCCCCGAGCCGAGAUGAAGUGCUAUUAUUUUAGUUUUUGUGUUGCUCUCAGCUUCGGACUUAUUAGUGGACAGAACCAAUGUCGAACACCGAAAGGCGGAGCCGGGACGUGCGUGCUGCUGGACAAAUGCCAGCCGCUGAAAGACAUCGACCAGAACAACGCAAAGACUGAAGAGGAUCUGCUCUUCUUGAGGCAAGCGUCCUGCGGACUUAGUUACAACUUUAAACCAAAGGUGUGCUGCCCUCCGCAAUCAGAAUGGUCCUCGUUUUCGCGGCCAGCGCCCAUAGAGUUCCCCCACCGCAAGCCCGUUCGGCCAACCCCUGACAAGGGCGACGACGUCUCGGACGCCGACAGGGAAUACGCCGAGUCGUCUGAUUGUCCAUCCACCCUGCAGGCACCGGCACCGGAGACCGGCUGCUGCGGUAUUGAGACCAUCGGCGGCGAUAGGAUUGUUGGCGGUGAUAUAGCAACAGUUGAGCAGUACCCGUGGUUAGUUCUUCUUGAAUACGCGGGGGGCUACACAUCGUGUGGAGGCAGUCUUAUAAGCUCCAGAUAUGUUCUCACGGCAGCACAUUGUAUUGGGGCUACAAGAUAUGGAGAAGCGAAGCGAGUCCGACUCGGCGAAUACAACACGACGUCCUUUCCCACUGACACAGUUGAAGUCAACGGUGGUGGGUUUGAAAUCCUCGAGGUGAUCCUCAUCAGCAUCGAACGUCAGAUAGCACAUCCUGAAUAUAAGGGCCGGCUUCAAGGCGGACCGCAUGAUAUUGGACUCGUCAAAUUAAGCAAAAACGCUCCUUAUACAGACUUCAUCCGUCCAAUUUGCCUACCCUCUAAGGACCCAACCGAAAAAGCUAGCGAUAACCUCCGCUUCCUGACUGCCGGUUGGGGAUCCAACGGGACCGUCUUCUCCGAUGUCAAACAGCACAUCUCACUCCCCUACGUUCCACCGAACAUCUGCCAGAUCCCAUACCAGCUUAGGCUUAACGAUAAUCAACUCUGUGCCGGUGGUGAGGAAGGUCGAGACUCGUGUAAAGGGGAUUCAGGAGGACCUUUAAUGAUCCAAUAUGGAGACACCUUCGAGUUAGUCGGUGUGGUCAGUUACGGUCAUAAUAAUUGCGGAACUAAAGAUGUUCCAGGUGUUUACACUCACGUAUAUAAAUAUUUAAAUUGGAUUAAGAAAGAAAUGAUUUAAAAAUCCUUAGAGAUAUA
Molecule: messenger RNA, 1302 nt
Organism: Cydia amplana
Lineage: Eukaryota; Metazoa; Arthropoda; Insecta; Lepidoptera; Tortricidae
Product: phenoloxidase-activating enzyme-like
Exons: 6
Coding region: 32-1285 (417 amino acids)
Biological process (GO): proteolysis
Molecular function (GO): serine-type endopeptidase activity
Source: RefSeq, a predicted model, not a curated record